This is a messenger RNA of Drosophila hydei, 902 nucleotides long. RefSeq names its product E3 ubiquitin-protein ligase RFWD3-like. Lineage: Eukaryota; Metazoa; Arthropoda; Insecta; Diptera; Drosophilidae. The record is from RefSeq and is a predicted model, not a curated record. Bases 116 to 787 code for a protein of 223 amino acids. The transcript is spliced from 2 exons. Gene Ontology annotation, molecular function: ubiquitin protein ligase activity. Gene Ontology annotation, cellular component: nucleus. Gene Ontology annotation, biological process: protein ubiquitination; interstrand cross-link repair.
AGCGCUCACUCUUCAAAAUUCUAGAAAAGUUUAUGAUAUAUCAAGAAAUCUGUUUAAAUUCAUUUUAAUCAAUUAGUUAAAGUAAUUUUCAAAUUAACAUCGAACAUUUUGAAACAUGCAUAAUCUGAAGAAGGAAACAGAUGUAAAGAUUCCUUUACAGCCACAGGAGACAUCAGUAGAAGAGAAGGAUGAAGUGAAGACAGAUUCUGAAGCGCAGGAGUCAGAUUGCUGCAAGGCAUUACGGGAGAAGACGAAUACAUUAAGUGUUCAAAUGAGCGAGCUGUCCAUCAAAAUUGAUGAUCUUCAGUUACAUAAUAAACCCGAACAUAUUGAAGCAGCACUGUAUAACUUUUCUCGCGAGCUGGACAAUCAGCUGGCCUCUCUGAAAGCGAUUCAAAAUUUGCAAUCUGAAGAGUUUCAGCAGAAAAUAUUGGAAAAGGAUGAGAUGCGUCUUCAGUUGCUAGACAAUUUGAAAAAGCAGGAGCAGUCCCAUUUGCAGGAAAUGGAGCAACUGAAAGUCCAGCUGGAAGCCAAGGACAAACAAUGCUUGGAGCUGGAGCAGCAAAUCGAGAAUUAUAAGAACAACAAUGAUAUCAACAGCGCUUGCCCCAUUUGCUUUGAGCCGUGGAAUUCGUCCACAAAUCAUCGUCUGGCCUCCCUCCGGUGUGGCCAUCUCUUUGGCGAUAGCUGCCUUCGGAAUUGUCUGCAGCGGCUUGCCGAGUGUCCACAGUGCAGAUGUACAGCCAGUUCGCAUGAUAUACGUUAUCUCUAUGGACGUCCAUUGUAAGAUGUGGUCUAUAAGCCUAAAGAUUUAUUGAGAAGUUUCUGCGUGUCAUAUUGAAGUGAUUUUGAAAUGAAAAACGUUUUUGCAUAACAAAAAAUAAAUAUUUAACAUGUUUUUA